Molecule: messenger RNA, 809 nt
Organism: Eucalyptus grandis
Lineage: Eukaryota; Viridiplantae; Streptophyta; Magnoliopsida; Myrtales; Myrtaceae
Exons: 2
Coding region: 90-809 (239 amino acids)
Molecular function (GO): DNA binding
Source: RefSeq, a predicted model, not a curated record
CUCCGCUUCAGCUAUAACCUUGUUUUCCUCGCGGACGCUCUCUUAGGGAUUCAACCCCCAAGCCCUCUUCUCACCAGCUCGGAGAGAAAAUGCCUAGAGAGACGGACCCCUUUUGGAAGUAUGUGAAAUUGCUGCCUAACAAACACUGGAACUGCAACUUCUGUGGGAAUUCGUAUGCUGGAAGCGCGACCAGGAUCAAGGCCCACUUAGCCGGAGUUGGAGGAUAUGGGAUCAAUGACUGCAAGGACGUUGAUGGCCAAGUGAGAUCGGAAGCCCAAAAGGCAAUGAAGGGUAAAACAGUUGUGGAAUCGAGCAGCAGACCAGAUAACGAUGAAGUGGGUCUGCAUCAGCCUGUGAUCGCAAGCAAUGAAGAUGGUCGGCCUGUGAUCGCAAGCAAUGAAGAUGGUCGGAGAGAGACUUCGUUUGUUGCCAUGCCAUACCUGAGCUCUAAUGCCAUAAGCAAUGGUCAGCCUGUGAUUGCAAGCAAUGAAGAUGGUCGGAGAGAGACUUCAUUUGUUGCCAUGCCAUACCUGAGCUCUAAUGCCAUAAGCAAUGGUCGGCCUGUGAUUGCAAGCAAUGAAGAUGGUCAGCCUGUGAUUGCAAGCAAUGAAGAUGGUCAACCUGUGAUUGCAAACAAUGAAGAUGGUCAGAGAGAGACUUCAUUUGUUGCCAUGCCAUACCUGAGCUCUAAUGCCAUAAGCACUGUAGGUGCAAAUUCAUCAGACUUUCAUCCAUUGCAUGAGAUGAAUGUGCCCAGUCAGUAUCUUCCUACCCAAAACAUGACCACACAUGGGGACAUUUCAUUCUGA